AUGUCGGCCACGCUCUCAAGCACAGAACAAAAGGUCUACAACAAGGUCAUGGCCUCGAAGAAGAAGGCCAUGACCUUGGUCCAAAUUGAGGCUGCAAUUCCGGGCCUGUCCAAGAAGGAGAUGAACACCUCGAUCAACAACAUUCUUAGGCUGAAACUGUUCACCGCGACAAAGAACAAGGACGACGUGCUCAUCUUCCAUGCCGUUGCUGUUGAGGAUGCCAAGAGGCAGAACACGCUCACAGAAGAGCAGCAGUUCGUCCUCAGCAUUGUCGAGAAGGCGGGAAACAAGGGUAUCGGGAAGACCACCAUCGCGAACCAGGUCAGCGCCGAGCUCAUGGCGAGGUCGCAGGUCUUCAAGUCACUGGAGGCGCUGGAGAAGAGCGGGUUGAUCAAGACGUUCAAGAGUGUCAACGCUCCCACGAUGCCCCUUUACAUCCUGGCUCAUCUGAAGCCUCCUGAGGAUAUCGCUGGUGGUGUCUGGUUCGACGAGAGCAAAGAAUACGACUCUGUGUUUGUCGACUCGCUCCGCAUGGUCGUUUUCAACUAUGUCCAGCACAAGAAGAAGGAUGCCAUCUCGAGCUUGUGCCCCAACCCAAUCAACCCCGUCUCCAAGACUCCCGCCCUCCCUAGCCCGCAAGACCUCCUCCGCCACAUUCUCAUGAACAAGGUCACCUCGGCCAAGCUCACUGUCAAGAACGUCAUGGAAAUUGCUCGUGCUCUUGAACUGGACGGCCUUAUCGAGGCGAUCAAGCCCGUCGGCGGUGUCUCAGUGACUCCCAUGGACGAAAACUCGGACUCGGACGGCGAACCCGUUCACAAGCGCAGCAAGAAGCGCGCCGCGCACUCGGACGACGACCUGGAGCCUGCUGAGCGUGACAGGCGCGAACGCAAGAACAGGGAGAAGCUCAAGGCUAAGAUGGAGGAGCAGAAGCGGGAACGGCGCCGCAGGGAGCGUGCGAGGGACAAGGAGAAGGAGAAGGAGAGGCGGAAGAAGGAGAAGGAAAAGGAGAAGAAGCGUAAGGCGAAGGAGAAGAAGCGCAAGGAGAAGGAGAGGCGCAAGAAGAAGGAGAAGGAGAAGAAGAAGAGCCGCCUCGACAGUGAUGACGACUCGGACGACUCGGACGACCUCCGCGAGAUUGGCGACGACAAGCCCAAGCGCAAGCGCCGCGCCGUUGCGUCGUCUGACGACUCGGACAACUCCUCUGCCUCUUCUUCCGACUCUGAUUCCGACUCGGACUCGUCCAGCUCGUCCUCUGACGACGAUUCGGACGUGUCUUCCGUCAUGUCCGACGAUAUUGACGGCGGUGACUUUACCCUCAAGUCCAAAUCUGGUGGCAUGGCCACUAUGGGCAUCUCGUCCAACCCGUUCUUCUCCGCCGACGGCCGCCAGACCCUCAUCGACCUCUCGGACCAGGCGGUGGUCUACCGUGCGACCCGUCGCCUACACAUCCCUCUGGGUGAGAUGCAGGCUCCCUGCGGUACCUGCCCGCAAUUCAAUUUCUGCGAGGAGGACGGUCCGGUCAACCCGGCAGGAUGCUCGUACUUUUCGGACUGGCUUUCCGGCGUCAGCGGUGGCUGGACGGCAGAUGUCAAGGCCGAAAAGGCCAAGAAGGCUGCCGAGGAGGAGAAGGCUCGUCGCAUCGCCGCGGCUGAGGCUAGUGGCGAGACGCUCGUCGAGGAGCCCGAGGGCGACGACGAGGACGCCGCCGAUGAGGACGACGGCGCGGGAGAGUAUGACGACGGCGAGGCCCAGGCCACGGAUUGGUAG
Apiotrichum porosum is the source of this 1770-nucleotide messenger RNA. It is a transcript of the gene RPC34, whose product is annotated as 34-kDa subunit of RNA polymerase III (C). Gene Ontology annotation, biological process: transcription by RNA polymerase III. The transcript is spliced from 7 exons. Bases 1 to 1770 code for a protein of 589 amino acids. Gene Ontology annotation, cellular component: RNA polymerase III complex. The record is from RefSeq and is a predicted model, not a curated record. Lineage: Eukaryota; Fungi; Basidiomycota; Tremellomycetes; Trichosporonales; Trichosporonaceae.